AUGAUAUCGGAGCGUGAAGGUACUCCAACCCUUACAGACCUAGUACCAAUAGGGUCAGUAGCUAUCAAUGCCAAGAAUAGCCGGACCUGCAAGAUUACGACAGCUGAGGUAAUUGGUGAUGGGUAUUCAAGUCGUGCAAUGGAGGAGGAGCCCCGCAUACAUCGAGGACGGUCUUGCGAAAUCCUUCUACAGGAUAUCCACUCGAUAUUUCGCUAA
Nezara viridula (southern green stink bug) is the source of this 216-nucleotide messenger RNA. Lineage: Eukaryota; Metazoa; Arthropoda; Insecta; Hemiptera; Pentatomidae. The record is from the annotation of a GenBank genome assembly.